GUCAACAUAAUCAGACAACUCUUCCACCACUUCAAACUGCUCUAUCCCAUUCUAUCCUUCAUUAUUCAAAGCGUCGGUAGGAGUUCACUUGGACUUACCUCGCUAGAACAACCUACCAGCUCAUGAGCGAGCAGCAGUUUCCCGAGAGCCUGGCGUGGGUGGAGCGCGGCUCCGUGCUCAUCCGCCGCAUGAAUUCGGAGCGCAUCGCUGAAGAUCCGCGCGUGCGUCGCUUUCUGCUCAAGCUAUCACUGCCUCCGUCGCCCACUGAGGUGACAGCCAUGGAGGCGAUUGCAGAAGAGAAUGCAAAUGGCGAUAGUGAGGAGAAGAUGCCAGUGUCAUCACCGCCUCCGUCGCUGCUGCUGGACGCCCAAGAGAGCUUCGAGGCAAUUGAGGCAGCAAAAGAUGCAAACGACAUCAAACAGGAGAGCGAGAACACCGCUUCCAACACAUAUAGGGUAUUGCUAUGGACAUACAGGCUGCAGGCGUCGCUGCAAAGUGCAGUACAGUAUGCACUGUUCGCCAAGACCAGCGAGGACGGAUGUUUCAUUCAAAUUGCCCCGAGGGUUUAUUGCGUGGCGCCACCACAUAUUACGACGUUCAGUCGACUCUUAGGUGCGUACUCAUCGGCGCGCAAUUGGAACUCGGCAGUGAAGGUGUUGGAGCAGUUGGACUUACAGAUGUCGAAGAGGUACGGAAUUUCUUCAAGCUGGAAUCACCCGAAUAUCUGAUUAUAAUUGCAUGUUGGUCCCACAGGUUUGAAGACGGCGCGUGUGUGUUUGACUGUGGACUAUUUGAUGGCGUGAAGAGGAUGCACCACAAGCCACUGGUGUUCGACGAGUUUUGCGAUGGACGAAUUGCUUCCAUUUCAUAUUGCCGCGGGCCGAUUCCGUCGAUGCAUUCCGGUUUCGUGGUUACGUCGACGGUGGCGGCCUGGCUGGACCUGAAGCCAUCAAAUGUUGCAAUUUUGCUGGCUCCAAACAACGAGCAGAUGAGUGUAUUUGCAACGUGCUGCACGCUCUACUGUACCGACGCGUCGUCAUUCCCUGAAAACUUUGGCAACGAGCUGCUCAGUGCGUAUCUACACCAUAUUAAACUCGCAGAGACCUGGCCAGCUAAGCUUCAGCGAACAUUUAGUGGCAAUGACCCGAAAAACGCAGCAUACACCGGAGGAUUACCGCGACCUCAAGCACGAUACAUUGCGGAUUUUGGAAAGUUGCUGGAGAUGCGUGACAGGAAACUUACGGAGUGUGCCGACUCGCCAGCUCUAGAGGAGAAAAAGCAUAAACUGACGGGUAUCGCUGUAACUCCCGCCGCUCGACCGAUUUACAUCCGGCAGAUUGAUUUAUUGUCAGGCCCGGACUGUGCCGAUGACGCUGCUAGUUCAUCCCCUGCUGCGUUGUCGCCGUUGGCGGACAUUUGUCGACCGUAUUUCGUUAUUCAAAACGAGAAGGGCGUUCUCUUUUCUAGCAUGGUGAACGGAGUUCGUGAUGUGGAUCUUCACAGUGGAAUGCACAUUUUCCGGGUGGGAAGACAAUUCAAAAACUGCAGCGAUCUCAUGCUCAAAAUGUACCAUUUGCCUUUCGGACGACAAGGGGAGUUGAUUUUUGAGUGCCGACUACACGCCAGUAUUUUGUUAGAGUUACAAGUUGUCGAGGGAGAAGCUGGACUGAAGGAAGACGAUAAGGGGGUUGUCACGUUAAGCCUUGAAAAGGGCGACUUCGACUGCAUUUCGUCCACUUUCUCACUACCCAAACAGUUCACCGUUCGCAUCUUGUACGCGCACGAUGCAAGCGCGUUCCCUGCAAUGGAGUCGCCGUUGCCCAUAAGACAAAUGGACGAGAUCACAUCCGCUGGUGCUUCGUCGGUAGCUGCAAACGGUAACGCAGCUCAUGUCAGCAGCUCCUUUUCUCAGCAGCAACGACGCGAUAGCAGCGCGAAGGCUCUGCGAUACGAUGGGCCAAGUGCUGUCACGUUCCUGCUGGGCCAGCCUGAUGUCCGAACGCCGUUCGGAGACCUCACAUUAGAGAAAGUUGAUGUGAUUCGGAAGGCGCACAGAAAUCGUGUGGACAUCUAUCUUCUCUUUCAGGUGGAUGCGGGUCAUGGUCAAACGAAAGUACUGCCGUUACGCCACUUGUUCCGCUUUGCGCUUCCUGAUGCUAUACGCGAAAAAGUGAUCAUGAUGGGAGCAAGUGAAGAGUCGUUGGACGAGAACGCGCCAUCUUCAUUCGACAUCGGCGCAGGAAUAAUGCCUUUCGACGAGGAAUAUGCACGAUGGCUGCAGCAUUUGUACGAAACUGAUUUGGACACCCCAGGAAAUAACUAUGAUGACGAGUUUGUAAGAGGAAUUCCAGUGACAGACGUUCAGCCAAGUCUGGACUAUCGGAUCGGUAAGCACCACCCCGCGCAGUGUUGUGUACGAUACGGCAUCGCUUAUUGAGUUUUCUUGUGCCUUGCAGUGAGCAUCGAGACUGAGGUUAACGAGCCUCCUCCCCCUGCCCGAGACCAGCAAGGCCGUCGUCCUCACACCACGAAAUGCCGUGGCGCAUCUGCUUCGUUGAUAAGCCAGCUCCCAACAUACACCUUCAGUACGGCGAAAGAACACAACGACCAAGGAAAUCCAGAGUACGUGUGAUAUGCACCUCGCUAACAUGUCGUCACACGCAUCUACUAACAUUGAUCUCCGCUGUUCAUAGUUGCUUGAUUUGCCGCUGCAGCUUCGAAGUCGGCGAGGAGAUCAAGUCGUUGCCGUGCUUUCACUCGUAUCAUUCCGACUGUGUCGACUCUUGGCUGUCUCUGAACAAGGUCUGUCCUGUUUGCCAGUUCAGCGUCGACCAAACUCAGCUCUAGAAGACACAAGUUGCGAGUUGAAUUUGGAAGAAGAAAAAAAAAGAGCGAAAUCAAAUGAAUACACGUGAAUUGAUAAUUUAUCCAUCUCAA
Phytophthora nicotianae INRA-310 is the source of this 2937-nucleotide messenger RNA. RefSeq lists its product as hypothetical. The record is from RefSeq and is a predicted model, not a curated record. The transcript has 7 exons. Bases 464 to 2437 code for a protein of 657 amino acids. Lineage: Eukaryota; Oomycota; Peronosporomycetes; Peronosporales; Peronosporaceae.